GAGCAGCCGGGUACCCGCUCCGAGGGCGGCGGCCUAUCCCGCCCAGCCUCCGCGGUGGCCCGGGACCUGGCUGGCGCAUGCCUGUCUCCGGCCGGACCGAGAGGCGGGAGGCUGCGGCACGCGGCGCUGGAGGGCCCGGGCAGCCGGAGAGCGGCCGGGCGCCCCGCGGGGAGGCUGGACAGCCCGGGCUUGGCCGAGGGUGAUGCUCCGCCGCCGGCGGGCGUCAUGGCAUCACUGGCCGACCGGGUUCGGGGCAACGGGCGCAUCGCCGCCGGGCUCCUGUUCAACUUGCUGGUGUCCAUCUGCAUCGUGUUCCUCAACAAAUGGAUCUAUGUACACCACGGCUUCCCCAAUAUGAGCCUCACCCUGGUGCACUUCGUGGUCACCUGGCUGGGCUUAUACAUCUGCCAGAAACUGGACAUCUUUGCCCCCAAAAGUCUGCCGCUCUCCAAGCUCCUGCUUCUGGCCCUCAGCUUCUGUGGCUUUGUGGUCUUCACCAACCUUUCUCUACAGAACAACACCAUAGGCACCUAUCAGCUGGCCAAGGCCAUGACCACGCCAGUGAUCAUAGCCAUCCAGACCUUCUGGUACCAGAAGAGCUUUUCCAUCCGAAUACAGCUCACGCUGAUUCCUAUAACUGUAGGUGUAAUCCUAAAUUCUUAUUACGAUGUGAAGUUUCAUUCCCUUGGAAUGGUGUUUGCUGCCCUUGGUGUAUUAGUUACGUCCCUUUAUCAAGUGUGGGUGGGAGCCAAGCAGCAUGAGCUACAAGUGAACUCCAUGCAGCUGCUGUACUACCAGGCUCCCAUGUCCUCUGCCAUGCUGCUGGUCACUGUGCCCUUCUUUGAGCCGGUGUUUGGAGAGGGAGGAAUAUUUGGCCCCUGGUCAGUUACUGCUUUGCUUAUGGUACUGCUGUCUGGAGUAAUCGCUUUCAUGGUGAACUUAUCAAUUUAUUGGAUCAUUGGGAACACAUCACCAGUCACCUACAACAUGUUCGGACACUUCAAGUUCUGCAUCACCCUGUGUGGAGGAUACAUUUUAUUUAAGGAUCCACUGUCAGUUAACCAGGGACUCGGCAUCUUAUGCACACUGUUCGGCAUCCUCACGUAUACCCACUUUAAACUCAGCGAACAGGAAGGAAGCAAGAGUAAGCUGGUCCAACGGCCCUGAGUGCUGCCGGGGGGAAAAAAAGCUGUACCAAAACAAUGAGAGACGUCAAAUGUCUAAGUCCAUGGAAGAGCUACCAUGCAGAGUUCACUCAGUGACUUACAAGAAGUAUUUUCUUCACAAAGAUGGCUGCUUUUAAUAACUUUCAUCGAUUUGCUUUUCUGAAACCAAAAUGGUCCACGCUUCUUUUCGAAGUCUUUAUGAAGCUGCAGCUGUCACUCGUUGGUAGAGUGUUUGCCUAGCAUGCAUCAGACCCUGGGCUCACACCCCAGCACCUUCAAAGAAAUAAGAUGAACUACAUGUAGGAUGGUUCGUUCUGCCAACUACAAUACAGGAAAGUCCGGUUCUGUAGGAACGACGAAGGUUGUGCGCUGCAGUGCUGCAGGUGGGCCCUGGCUUGGGGGUCACGUCUCCCCAGGAAGGGCACUCAGGACUCCUGCCCUCUCGUCCAUAGUUUCCUACUGUGAGGGUUAUUAUAUGCUAGUCAGGGUGUGCAGUACAGGAGAUGGAGUCCAGAGUCUUGCACUUGCUAGACAAACACUACCAUUGAGCUGCACCCACAGACCUGGACAGAAUUUAAAUUAAAGAGCGGUUUAUUUUAGCUUUUAUCAACUGGGCAGUGAUAGAUGUUUUGUGAUGGGAUCUCACUUUGUAGCCCUGGCUUGUCUAGAAUUCUCUACAUAGAGCAAGUUGGCUUUGAACUCAAAGAGAUCGGCUUGUCCCUGCCACCACAGCUGGCUUUUAGCUUUUAUUAUUUCAUUGUAGAAUUGAAAUAUUUAUAGAAAGCAAACUCUCAUAGACAUGAUUAUAAAAUAAACCACAGCUAUGAAAGUAUUGCUUUUUUUAAUAGAAAACGAAUACAAGCAUAUUUUCCCUGUUAAACAGGGCAGGGUUUGUGUGUCUCUAAUCCUUGAUGUUUGGAAAACAGGAGGGGGCCGGCAGGACUGGUAGGAAUGAGAGGCUCAUUGGUUUUCUUGUGACUUUGAGCCUACAGUGAACUCCAGCCUCUGUUUAUGGAGCUAAAAAACAAAACCCCAUGAAAACAAAACCCCGAGAUGAAAAGGGCUCAAAGGAAAGCCUAUAGGGCAGGUGGGGAUCGGCCAACAGUGGAGGACCUGCCUAGCAUGCAUGAGGUCCUGGUUACAAUCCCAGCAACAACAAAAGCAGACUGUACAUGGAGUGGGCAGCUCUCUUUACCUUGGUAACUGCUCUUCCAGCUUGCCCGAGCAUAUCAUCUUACUGAUUUCUAAUACGGCCUCCCUUGCAGCACUCCCUGCCUUCCACAUAAUGAAGCAGUGUGGGGGAGCACUGGAUGGCAUUGGAAACUGGAUUGAAUUAUGUGCAAAAGUCAGAGCAAAAGCCGUUCAAAUUCUAGGCUGAGACUUGGUGACACAUAGGAAAGAUGUGAAAGAGAAGUAAAAAUCUAGCUAAUAUUUAGCUAGUUGUGUGAGGUUUCAAAUGUUUUUAAUUGAGAUGUAGGCAAAAUACAUGGUCUCCAGCAAAUAGGGCACUGUGUGUUUGAUUGCAAAAGUGUAUGUCUGCCGUUAACCUGACAUUUCACCAUUAAAAACAGCCCUUGAUGACCUCACGAGAGUAGGAUCUCUCCUCUUGAAAUAACCUUUUCUAUACAUACACUUCCUGUGAGAAAACAGCUUAUGACAAAGAGCCAUGUGUGUACCUACAUUGUGGCAAUAAAUUUUAUCUUCGAUUUUUUUUUCACAGAGAAAGGUAACUUAAUAUCUCU
Mesocricetus auratus (golden hamster) is the source of this 2908-nucleotide messenger RNA. RefSeq names its product solute carrier family 35 member E3 (gene Slc35e3). Gene Ontology annotation, molecular function: nucleotide-sugar transmembrane transporter activity; antiporter activity. The coding region runs from base 226 to 1167 and encodes 313 amino acids. Lineage: Eukaryota; Metazoa; Chordata; Mammalia; Rodentia; Cricetidae. The record is from RefSeq and is a predicted model, not a curated record. Gene Ontology annotation, cellular component: Golgi apparatus. The transcript is spliced from 5 exons.